This is a messenger RNA of Quercus robur (English oak), 1470 nucleotides long. RefSeq lists its product as uncharacterized. The record is from RefSeq and is a predicted model, not a curated record. The transcript has 4 exons. The coding region runs from base 1 to 1470 and encodes 489 amino acids. NCBI's taxonomy places the organism in Eukaryota, Viridiplantae, Streptophyta, Magnoliopsida, Fagales, Fagaceae.
AUGAUUGAUGCAACUAGUGGAGGAGUUUUGGUGGAUAAAACUCCUAAGGCCACGAGAAACUUGAUUGCAAAUAUGGUGGCCAAUUCUCAACAAUUUGGCACUAGGCUUGACCCUCCAUCUAAGCAUGUUAAUGAGGUAAAUAUUUCCUCCCUCGAACAGAAAAUUGCGAGUCUAACUUCUCUUAUUCGUCAAAUGGUUGUAGGUAAUAUGCAAAUGGUGAAGGCUUGUGGGAUUUGUUCGGUAGUAGGACAUCCAACCGAUAUGUGCCCAACUCUUCAAGAGGAGCCCAUUAAGCAAGUGAAUGCGGUAGGUGGUUUUCCUGGACAACUGCAAAGGAAGAAUGAUCCCUAUUCAAGCACAUAUAACCCGGGAUGGAGGGAUCACCCCAAUCUUAGCUAUAGGAAUCCACAAGCGAGGGCCAAUAUUCAAAGUUUGGAUAAUCAGAUGGGCCAGAUGGCAACUGCAAUUAGUCGGCUUGAGGCGCAAAGUUCGGGCAAAUUACCCUUUCAAAUGGUAGUAAAUCCAAGAGAAAAUGCAAAUGCAAUUGUUUUAAGAAGUGGUAAAGAGGUUAAGAUUCCAGUAAAGGCAGCCUCUGCAUCAUUGAAGCAAGAAAUGAGCAAAAUGUUGUUGCAGACAAGAAUGUUCCCAAUGAUGAUGAGAUGCGAGGUAAAUAUUCCACUUUUAGAUGCCAUUAAACAAGUACCUCGUUAUGCUAAAUUCCUAAAAGAAUUGUGUACAAUUAAAAGGAAACAGAAACUUAAAGGAUGUGCGAAGGUGAGAGUAGGGGAGAAUGUUUCUGCAGUUAUUCAAAGGAAACUCCUUGCAGAGUGCAAGGAUCCAGGUAUGUUUACUAUCCCUUGUACAAUAGGUAACACUCAACUUGAGAAGGCCAUGCUAAAUUUAGGAGCUUCUAUCAAUGUCAUGCCAUAUUCUAUAUAUGUUUCUUUGAAACUUGGACCUUUGAAUAAAACUGGUGUUGUGAUUCAACUGGCUGAUAGAUCUAUUGCCUAUCCUAAGGGUGUAGUUGAGGAUGUUCUUGAUAUGGAGAAUGGUGAUCAAACUACUCCUAUUUUGUUAGGAAGACAAUUUUUAAAGACAUUUAAGACUAAGAUAGAUGUUCAUAGUGGCACACUUACCAUGAAAUUUGAUGGUGAAAUUGUUAAGUUUAAUAUUUAUGAUGCCAUGAAAUAUCCUGAUGAUGAUAAUCUUGUUUAUUCAAUUGAUGUGAUUGAUUCUUUAGCACAGGAAGUUUUUGAACUUGAUGGAAAAUAUGGAAUGGAAGUUGCCAUUAGUAAGCAUCUUGAGAAAGAAAAUGAGGAGUUUGUCUUGAGUACUGAUUUGCAAGAAAUUGUUGCAGCAUUGAAUGAUUUUCUGAAGUUACAGCAGUCAGGUAAUGUUCCUUAUAUCAUGUUACUAGUUUCUAACGAGAGGCCUUUACCCUCUAUUUUGCAGGCCCCCAUUCCAGACUAG